CGAUAACUUGCUAUACCACAACAGCUUUCGAUCCAGAGACUUUCCAAACUUUGCAAGCCUCCAUCUCUCGUUCCGCUGAUUACGCUCGACACCUCUGCAAAAUGGAAGUCCUCCUUGGCCUCACCGGCCGCGAUUUCACCAUCAUCGCCGCCAGCAAAGCCGCCAUGCGCGGUGCCACCAUCCUCAAGUCGUCCGACGACAAGACCCGGCAACUGAACAAGCACACCCUCCUCGCCUUCUCUGGCGAGCCAGGCGACACCAUCCAGUUCGCGGAGUACAUCCAGGCAAACGUCGCCCUGUACACGAUGCGCAACGAGUCCGACCUCUCCCCGAGCGCCGUGGCCAGCUUCGUCCGUGGGGAACUCGCACGUAGCUUGAGAAGCAGGAAACCGUACAACGUGAACCUGCUGCUCGGUGGGAUGGAUCCCAUCACCAAGCAACCCAGUCUGUACUGGUUGGAUUACCUUGCCAGUAGCGCAAAGGUACCCUACGCCGCGCAUGGCUAUGCUCAAUACUACUGUCUCUCCAUCCUCGACAAGCAUCAUCAUCCAGAUAUCUCCUUCGAGCAAGGCAUGAAGAUCUUACGUAUGUGCACGGAUGAGUUGCAGCGACGGUUACCUAUUGAUUUCAAGGGUAUGACGGUCAAGGUGGUCAAGAAGGAUGGCAUCGUGGAUAUGGAGUAUGACACGAGUAAACAAGUCCUGGCCGCCUAGUCCUCUCACCCAGAUACCUGAAAUGGGACUGGAAAACGGAUCAGGGAUGGGGAAUUGUAGAAUUAAAUAUGCAUAGCGCGGCGCAAAAUGGGACAAUACAAUUUUCAAAAUCAGGCAAAAUCAAUUGGGGGUAUCAAUUGCUUGGUGAUGCGAGGUCACUGAAUCCUACAUCUCUAUCGUAGCUCUGAUGUCAAAGCCAAAGGGCUCCUGGCCCAAUAUCG
Exophiala oligosperma is the source of this 934-nucleotide messenger RNA. RefSeq lists its product as uncharacterized. Gene Ontology annotation, cellular component: cytosol; proteasome core complex; nucleus. The record is from RefSeq and is a predicted model, not a curated record. Bases 102 to 713 code for a protein of 203 amino acids. Gene Ontology annotation, molecular function: peptidase activity. The transcript is spliced from 3 exons. Gene Ontology annotation, biological process: proteasomal protein catabolic process. Lineage: Eukaryota; Fungi; Ascomycota; Eurotiomycetes; Chaetothyriales; Herpotrichiellaceae.